AUGGCGGCCAAGACCAAAGCACUGGGCGAAGACAUAUGGAAGCGGACAGACAAGAUUAAUGCAGAGCUCUUCGCGAUGACCUAUGGCUCCCUGGUCGUUCAACUCGUCAAGGACUAUGAGGACUACGGCGCAGUCAACGAACAGCUCGACAAGAUGGGCUACAACAUGGGCACGAGACUCGUCGAGGACUUUCUCGCUCGGACGGCCAUUGGACGCUGUCAAGACUUUCGAGAAGUAGGCGAGACGCUCGCUAAGGUCGGCUUCAAGGCGUUCCUCAAUAUUGUGCCCAACAUAUCGCAUAACCCGAAUCCAGACCUGCGCGAGUUUGCCCUCACUUUCGACGAGAACCCGUUAGCGGAAUUUGUCGAGUUGCCAGACGAUGCGUACGGCACGCCUGCUUCGGAGACAGAUGGCACGCCUGCAAGUGAGGGCUUGUGGUUCUCCAAUGUGCUCUGCGGCGUCAUACGCGGCGCGCUCGAGAUGCUCCAGUAUCAAGUCACGGCGAGGUUCGUGUCGGAUACGCUUCGGGGCGACGACACAACAGAGAUGCGUGUUCAGCUGGUCAAACUCAUACAGGAAGAAGUGCCACGAGGAGACGACUGA
Messenger RNA from Mixia osmundae IAM 14324, 603 nucleotides. RefSeq lists its product as uncharacterized. Gene Ontology annotation, biological process: endoplasmic reticulum to Golgi vesicle-mediated transport; intra-Golgi vesicle-mediated transport. The record is from RefSeq and is a predicted model, not a curated record. NCBI's taxonomy places the organism in Eukaryota, Fungi, Basidiomycota, Mixiomycetes, Mixiales, Mixiaceae. Gene Ontology annotation, cellular component: TRAPP complex; cis-Golgi network membrane; cytosol. Bases 1 to 603 code for a protein of 200 amino acids. The transcript has 5 exons.